Molecule: messenger RNA, 1380 nt
Organism: Lactuca sativa (garden lettuce)
Lineage: Eukaryota; Viridiplantae; Streptophyta; Magnoliopsida; Asterales; Asteraceae
Source: RefSeq, a predicted model, not a curated record
UCCCUGCCAUUAAACCCUAGUAGUAUCACAAGUUCAGAUCCCAAUGAUGUCGCGUACACUGGGUUCAAGAGUCGACGAGUUGGAAUCGAGCAUGGGAACAAUGCAAACGGAAAUCGGCAAUAUUUAAUCAGAAAUUGGAUCGAUGAAAGAAGAUAUGCAGAAGAUAAUGAAGCAAUUGAAAGUAUUGGUCAGAAACGUGGGUGUUGAUCGUGAGAUAAAUCACUUUACUGCAAAUCAAAAAAGAAAACUAGAUUUACCUAGUUUCGACGGAAAAGAUCCGGAGGAUUGGAUCCUUAGAGUAGAACAUUACUUUUCUCUCAAUCUUCAAACAGAUGAAGAACGUAUCGAAUUAAGCAGCGAUGACAGCUUUUGAAGGUGACGCAAUUAGAUGGUUUCAAUGGGAGAAUAAGAGAAGUCCGAUGAUUCAAUGGGAAGACAUGAAACUGAAAUUGUUGAAGCAUUUCGGAAUCACCGGUCAUGGUUCACUCUUUGAAAAUUUUCUGGAAGUGAAACAGGAGGGCACUGUUGCUGAUUAUCGAAGGAAAUAUGUGAAUUUAGCUGCACCUUUAGAAGGUAUAUCCGAAGAGGUGUUCUUGAGUCAGUUUAUGAAAGGAUUAAAACCGAUUAUCAAAGCUGAAACUAGGCUUGUUUCACCUACAAACGUGUCUGAUGCAAUGGAUAUUGCAAGUAGAAUUGAAGUGAAGAAUAAAACCCUCAAAAGUGAUGGAAAUGGGGUCGAUGAUCAUGAAGAAGUUGAUCAAGGGGUUCUUGCCUAUCUCCGGUUUCCUCCAAAUUAGUAAAGAUUAAUUGCGUUGAAACACAAAGCUUUUAGUAGGUUGAUGGUAUAUUAUAGGAUAAUGUUAUAAUUAAAUGCAAGAAGCACAACGUAUUUUAUGUUUGGGAUAUAAUUUGAUGAUUUUGAAAUGUUUUUUUCUUUGUAGUGUUAUUGAAAAGGGCAUACAUGUAAAUGAACUUUCACAGAAGCUGAAAAUUUCUCAUGAUAAACUCAUGGAAUCAAUAACAAGACUUGAAAUUGAAGGCAAGAUAUAUUCAACAAUCGAUGAGUUCCACUACAAACCAACAAUUAGCAGUUGAUGAUACAAAACUCUAUAUCUCAUAAUUUUAUUAAUGGUUUUGCUUGAUUGGUAGGAAAUUAGAAAUGUGAUGGAUUUAUGGUAAAAGAUUUAGUACCAUUGUUUUAUACAGUUAACUUUUUUUUUUUGUUUUUUUCUGCAACCAUAACAUAACUCAAAAAAUUUAGUAUCAAGGUUCAAGAAAACCUUUUUUUUUCUUCUGAAUAUUUGGUUCAACCAUAUUGGAUUUUUUUUGUUUUGUGAUCUUUUAGUCUUUUUCGUUUUGUUUUUCAGUUGAUAGAAAUAG